UACCAAUCAAUACGCUAUCACUAAAUCAAGCAUACAACAUGUCCCGUCGCACCACUAUUCCCGAGCAGCCGCCCCGACCGCCCUCACUAGGGAGCUGCAUCAUCUACGGCUGUGGAGCGGGUCUGCUUGGCGUCGCUGCGAUGACAAUCGGCGAAAAAAUCGAGCAAUACUUCACCGGCCGACCAAAUUCAUAUGUUCCGGGUCACACUCUGGAGCGCCUGCUCCGACUACCCGUUCGCCCCGAUUCCGAGCGUUUCGGAUUGAACAUGGCGAUGCACUAUGGACAGGGAGCGGCUGCGGGAAUAAUUAGAGCAUUUAUGAGCGCAUAUGGUGUUCGUGGGCCAUUCGCGGAUUUUAUGUUUGUUGCCAUACGGCUUAUGAUCGAUCAAACGUUGGAGAAUGUUACAGGUGUUGGGGCGCUUCCAUGGACCUGGCCUGUAAAUGAGCAGGUUAUCGAUAUUCUCCAUAAGGGGGUCUUUGCGUUUGUGACGGGAUACUUCACGGACAUGUGGUUACAAGGGUGAUAAUGUAUUCAAGGCCGACGAUUGGCGUGGAACCUGUGGGUUUUAAGAGAACAGUCCCGGGGGAUAGACGCUUACGAUGAGACACCAAUGGUUUCCAUUCAGCUCCUAUGAUGUAGCCGUGAAGACCAGAUUGCGCUCGAUGGGAAAGCUAAAUCGAAGCUCUCCCGCAGGCCCGGAAAUGCCGUCCAUGUCUCGCUGUUGGUGAGUUUCGGAAAUCGAGACAUUGGGAAGAAUCU
Molecule: messenger RNA, 760 nt
Organism: Aspergillus neoniger CBS 115656
Lineage: Eukaryota; Fungi; Ascomycota; Eurotiomycetes; Eurotiales; Aspergillaceae
Exons: 3
Coding region: 39-524 (161 amino acids)
Source: RefSeq, a predicted model, not a curated record